GGCAGGAUAUUUCAUCUCGCAUCGGAUCCGUGGUCCGGCCAACCCGCGACUGCAAAGGAAAUUGGCCAGUGAAGACUCGAAAUCAAAUUUGUUGUGCAUGUAUAGCACUCGUGCUCUUUUGAGAUUUUCCUCAGGAGAGAAAGGUUGCGUGCAGUAUUCUGUGGAUAUUUCUUACAAGAAACGUUCGGAAGUGAACAGGGUAAAUGGGACAUCAGCUGACAGGACAUCGGCAAGUUAAAUGAAUUUACUUUCACGACGAAAGCGAUGUAGGGUGCGCUCCUGGUGGCGUUCAUGGCCUACUUUAAUCUGUUUACCCACCAUGAGCGGACUAUCACCAUACCUUUAUAGCUUAAUGUGUCAAUAUUGUAUAAUCAAUUUGAUCUCUGCGGAGAGUGUCUAUUCAAGUGCUUAGAGUCAUACCCGCCACAAGCCGCGUUUGUGACAUGUAUCGGCAGACCAAGGACAACAUUUAUCUAUGAAUACGCACAAUUUGUUUUACUUUGUACAUAUUACUCUAUUCACGAUAUACACCAGCAUUUACUGUUUUACAAGUUUAAAUAGGAGAGAAUCAUUAACUAAUGGAAUUAGGCAACGCAACUAGGCUUGGAAAAUAUUUUGAACGUUCUCUUUCUAUCUAAUGAGGUGGUUGCAUAAAACCAGUUGGAGCCAAUGAUUCGCAAUGGAGGAGAACUCGCCGAACCACAAGCAGGGAACUGCCCUCAUUAAAAUGAAGGAGUUCAACUCGGAGACCGGCAGUUGUACUGUUGAACGAACAGAGACCGAGUUCAAGGAAGCCGAGCAAAGCGGUACGACAAUCAACCUUAACAUAGCGGGCGUCCACCACCAAGUGCCACUCUCCACUUUAUGGCGGUUCCCCAGCACGAAACUUGCUCGACUUGCUGACUAUCACCAGCGGAAGAUCAACAAUGGUUGUGAUGAUGAGGCUUUGUCCACCAAUUACUACUUCAAUAGACACCCGGGGGUCUUUCAAAGUAUCAUAGAUUUCUAUAGAACAGGAGAACUUCACUAUCCGUCAGAUAUUUGUGGCGUCAUCGCAAAGAGAGAAUUUAAAUUCUGGGAAGUGUCAGAUCAAACAAUGGAAGCGUGCUGUAUUACGAACUAUGUCUCUGCUAGCGGCAACCUCGACAUAUUGUCUAGGUUUAAGAGAAAACACAUAAAACUUGAUAAAGCUCCGGAGCCUGUCGACGAGGACGAGGUGAAGACAUGCAAAAUGAAGGUCUGGACCAUACUAGAUGACCCGAAACAGAAUUGGCCUGCCAUGAUUUAUGCAACAGUCUCGUAUCUCAUUGUGAUGGGUAAUAUAGUUGGACUCUGUGUUGAGACAAUGGAAGUUGGUGAGGUAGCAACGAAUGUGUCCUACACGUGCAAUGGAAGGGACGAAUACGUCAUAGUUCGACAUCCCAUAUCUUCCCUGAGAUAUGUUGAUAUGGCAUGUGCUGUGUUCUUCACGAUCGAGCUCCUGUUCCGCCUUUUGUUCUGUCCAAACAAAAGCCGGUUUGUUCGGCAUCCGCUGACCAUCUUGGACGCGGUGGCCUUGAUACCCACCUACGCUCACCUUGCCAUGACUUACAGCAGUCCGGACUACUGUGUCAUCAAAUACAACCGGGUACUCGCCACGGUCAUGACCUUACGUAUCCUACGGGUAUUCAGACUCUUCCACUUACUCAGACACUACAACCCUUUCUUGAUUUUCGUCUACUCGAUACGCAUCAGCUUCAGGGAGUUUUUUAUGUUGAUAGUGUUCAUGGGAGUGGCUGUGCUAUUCUUCGGAACGUUAAUCUAUCAGGCUGAACAAUCCGAGUUAUACGACACGAAAAGUGAAAUGUACCCGGAUGCAUUUGCUGGGCUGUGGUGGGCGUUGAUAACAAUGACUACGGUAGGGUACGGGGAUAAGUACCCUAUCACUGGCGCUGGCUAUAUCGUCGGUUCGUUCGUUGCCCUAUCCGGUGUGCUCAUCGUUGCUCUGGCCGUGCCUAUCAUUGCCAACAACUUCACGCUCCUCUACGAUUUCUAUGCAGCGAGCGAGAAGCUUGGGGAAAAGGAGAAGGAGCUCGGGGAACAUGCGGAGAAAAAAGGAUGCAGUUCUUGUUGUGGGAGAUAUAAACCCGUGCAAACCAACUUCGAAACUAAUGUGUAGAAUUUCAACUCUUCUCUUGACCUUUUAUCUUUAAACUUUUAAUGAUCUUCAUAGUAUUCUUCUUUGAGAAAUUCGACUACAAAAUUACGCCUCAGCACAGUUCGUGGAGGUGAUGCAAAGGUUAUGCUCAAACUAUUGGCACCAAUGUAUAAUUAUGGUGUCCUGGCUAUCCACUGCUCGGGUAUCUUACAUUCUUGCACAUGCCACGUUCUGAGACACUGCUGGAACGCGUAAACAAAUAGUCUAGACAAAUACUGUUGCCUACCUUUUAGAAUUUCCUAUAGCAGUUAGUAGACGAAGUACCCUUUGCACUCUUUAUGAUGUUUCACUUUGAAUGCGUUUGCUGAUUCUUAUACAAUCCUUUUUCAGUUUCAUACAAAUGUACAUGCACAGUCUUUACAAGCGU
Lineus longissimus is the source of this 2564-nucleotide messenger RNA. Its product is annotated as potassium voltage-gated channel subfamily C member 3-like. Gene Ontology annotation, biological process: protein homooligomerization; potassium ion transmembrane transport. Gene Ontology annotation, cellular component: voltage-gated potassium channel complex; membrane. The record is from RefSeq and is a predicted model, not a curated record. The transcript is spliced from 4 exons. Lineage: Eukaryota; Metazoa; Nemertea; Pilidiophora; Heteronemertea; Lineidae. Bases 680 to 2158 code for a protein of 492 amino acids. Gene Ontology annotation, molecular function: delayed rectifier potassium channel activity.